Molecule: messenger RNA, 1484 nt
Organism: Neltuma alba
Lineage: Eukaryota; Viridiplantae; Streptophyta; Magnoliopsida; Fabales; Fabaceae
Product: cytosolic Fe-S cluster assembly factor NBP35
Exons: 3
Coding region: 182-1249 (355 amino acids)
Biological process (GO): iron-sulfur cluster assembly
Cellular component (GO): cytosol
Molecular function (GO): ATP binding; 4 iron, 4 sulfur cluster binding; ATP-dependent FeS chaperone activity
Source: RefSeq, a predicted model, not a curated record
UUAAUUACAGCCGAAUCCCUUAAAAUAAGUCGGUUAGGUUUUCUUUUGUGUGACGACGUCGCUUUUCGAGUUUAAACUAGGUUCUUCCUUGGUUCCUUCCUCCCCUUGCAGUCUCUUUUGCAGAAGCUGCUGCGAGGAUAAUUGCUCUUCAAAGUUGAAGUGUGCGACGGCAAGAGUCGCCAUGGAGAACGGAGAUAUCCCAGAGAACGCUAACGAGCAUUGCCCAGGUCCCCAGUCUGAGGCUGCAGGAAAAUCCGACGCAUGCGAAGGUUGCCCCAAUCAACAAGUUUGUGCCACUGCUCCAAAAGGACCCGACCCAGAUCUGGUAUCCAUCGCAGAUAGAAUGGCCACUGUGAAGCAUAAAAUAUUGGUUCUAUCGGGAAAGGGAGGAGUGGGCAAGAGCACGUUCUCUGCCCAGCUGGCAUUUGCUUUAGCAGCAAUGGAUUUUCAGGUAGGUCUUCUUGACAUUGAUAUUUGUGGUCCAAGCAUUCCAAAGAUGCUAGGCCUAGAAGGGCAAGAGAUACAUCAGAGCAACCUUGGUUGGUCUCCUGUCUAUGUGGAGUCCAACUUAGGAGUCAUGUCAAUUGGGUUUAUGCUUCCUCACCCCGAUGAAGCUGUCAUAUGGAGGGGUCCACGCAAAAAUGGGCUUAUCAAGCAGUUUCUGAAGGACGUUUAUUGGGGGGAACUUGAUUUUCUUGUUGUUGAUGCUCCGCCUGGUACCUCAGAUGAGCAUAUUUCAAUUGUCCAGUGCCUUGAUGCCACUGGAAUAGAUGGUUCAAUCAUAGUUACCACACCCCAACAAGUCUCCUUGAUUGAUGUGAGGAAGGAGGUGAGUUUUUGCAAGAAAGUUGGAGUGAAAGUUCUUGGGGUCGUAGAGAACAUGAGUGGUCUUUGCCAACCUAUCACAGAUUUCAAGUUUAUGACAAUGACGGGCACAGGCGAGCAGAAAGAUGUCACAAGUUGGGCUUUGCAGUAUUUGAGAGAAAAAGCACCAGAAAUACUAGAAUUGAUUGCUUGCAGUGAAGUUUUUGACAGUAGCGGUGGUGGAGCAGCAAAGAUGUGCAAUGAAAUGGGGGUAUCUUUUCUUGGUAAGGUUCCAUUGGAUCCACAGCUCUGCAAGGCAGCUGAAGAAGGUAGAUCAUGCUUUGCUGAUAAAACUUGUGGUGUGAGCGCUCCUGCAUUGAAGAAGAUUAUAGAGAAGUUGAUGGAAAAUCAGGACUUAUCAACGCCUCCUAAUGGUGUUGCAUAGGGGAUUCACUUUGACAAGUCGUGAAUAUAAAAAAUAAAUACAUAAUUCUAUGUAUUUGUGCGCCCUUUAAUGUUAGCGGUACUGAUGCUGGUAUGAUAUGAUGAAGAGGACUUUGUAUAUGACGAGAUUGGGCUUCUUGGACUUCAUUUAUUUUUUCUCCAUGUAAAGAAGCCCAUUAAGCUGUGUACCAUUUUACCUAUGUUUUAAUAAGUCUGUCUUCUUAAAAAAAAAAAAA